CUGCUCUGGGGGUGGGGUACACUGGGCCCGCAGGUCGGGCAUUGAUUGGCCCUGCCUGGCGCAGCCCGAGCCCCUGCGGCAGACUGCGGUCCUCAUCAGACCUGAGCAGUUGCUCGGGCUGCGCUCUGAGAGGGAGCCAGCCUGGGGCCCAGGCCGGGGCCAUCAUGGCACUGCCUCUAGGCUCAGCUACCCUCCCGCACACUCUGCUGCUCCUGCCCGCCCUUCUGAGCUCAGGUUGGGGGGAGUUGGCACCGCAGAUUGAUGGUCAGACCUGGGCUGAACGGGUACUUCGGGAAAAUGAGCGCCAUGCCUUCACCUGCCAGGUGACUGGAGGGCCUGGUGCCCCCCACCUAGCCUGGUACCUGGAUGGACAACUGCAGGAGGCCAGCACUUCAAGAUUGCUGAGCGUAGGUGGGGAAGCCUUCUCUGGAGGCACCAGCACCUUCACUGUCACUGCCCAGCGGACCCAACAUGAGCUCAACUGCUCCUUGCAAGACGUGGGCAGUGGCAGGUCAGCCAAUGCCUCGGUCAUCCUCAAUGUGCAAUUUAAGCCUGAGAUUGCCCAGGUCGGGGCCAAGUACCAGGAUGCUCAGGACUCGGGCCUCCUGGUUGUCCUUUUUGCCCUGGUGCGUGCCAACCCUCCUGCCAAUGUUACCUGGAUCGACCAGGAUGGGCCGGUGACUGUCAACACCUCUGAAUUCCUGGUGCUGGAUGCCCAGAACUACCCCUGGCUCACCAAACACACCGUGCAGUUGCAGCUCCGCAGCCUGGCACACAACCUCUCAGUGGUGGCCACCAAUGAUGUGGGUGUUGCCAGUGCCUCUCUUCCAGCCCCAGGCCCCUCCCGGCGCCCAUCUCUGAUCUCUAGUGACUCCAACAACUUGAAACUCAACAAUGUGCGCCUGCCACGGGAGAACAUGUCCCUUCCGUCCAACUUGCAGCUCAAUGACCUUACCCCAGAUUCCAGAGCAGGGAAACAAGCAGACCGACAGAUGGCUCAGAACAACAGCCGGCCAGAGCUGCUGGACCCUGAGCCUGGUGGCCUCCUCACUAGCCGAGGCUUCAUCCGUCUCCCAAUGCUGGGCUAUAUCUACCGAGUGUCCAGUGUGAGCAGUGAUGAGAUCUGGCUGUGAACAGAGGGCCAGA
This is a messenger RNA of Orycteropus afer afer, 1146 nucleotides long. The record is from RefSeq and is a predicted model, not a curated record. Lineage: Eukaryota; Metazoa; Chordata; Mammalia; Tubulidentata; Orycteropodidae.